Alosa alosa (allis shad) is the source of this 4036-nucleotide messenger RNA. It is a transcript of the gene pign, whose product is annotated as phosphatidylinositol glycan anchor biosynthesis, class N. NCBI's taxonomy places the organism in Eukaryota, Metazoa, Chordata, Actinopteri, Clupeiformes, Clupeidae. Gene Ontology annotation, molecular function: mannose-ethanolamine phosphotransferase activity. Gene Ontology annotation, cellular component: endoplasmic reticulum membrane. Gene Ontology annotation, biological process: GPI anchor biosynthetic process. The transcript is spliced from 29 exons. Bases 461 to 3256 code for a protein of 931 amino acids. The record is from RefSeq and is a predicted model, not a curated record.
AUUUCCUUUCCUUCAUGAUGAAUAAAUAAACAUUUCUGUAACCAGGCCUCUGUCUGAUAUAAAGCAAGUCAUAAAACUACAUUACCCAAAAUGCCAUGCCAAUUCAGUGCAAAGGUCAGUAAAUAAGGAAGUCAGGAAGUCUCUGGCUGAACUGCAUUUCUUAUUUUAAGCUGAUCAGGAAGAGGGUUGCCAAAGUAGUUUCUCAUUUAAGUAGCCGUCUUUCAAACAGAUUAACCCAUUCCAUUAUCCUUGUGUAGAAGAUGUUGGGUAACUACCUACUAGUUUUAGGCUAGUAACGGUAACGAUAUCACAUCAUUAUUUGGCUGUACUGUAAAGUCAGCUAAGUUAACUUCUCUAGCUGUGAUUCCCAUUCAUUAUGGCUCUGUUUUGUUAAACGCUUUCAUGCUUGAGUGUAAACAAAAGGAUUUGAUUGAGCACCAACAGGCUUUUCUAUGCAGCCAUGAAGGUGGUGACAUUCUUUGUUGUGGGACUGCUGGUCCACGUUGUGUUUUUCAUCUCCAUAUUUGACAUCUACUUCACGUCUCCCCUGGUGCAUGGGAUGAGUCCCCAGCAUGUCCCCCUGCCCCCUCCGGCCAAGCGGCUCGUCCUGUUUGUGGCAGAUGGCCUAAGAGCAGACAGCUUUUACAAGCCCGAUGUCAAUGGAACCAUCAGGGCACCUUUCUUAAGGAACAUAAUUGAAGAAAAGGGCACUUGGGGGAUCUCCCACACACACGUACCAACUGAAUCCCGCCCCGGCCAUGUAGCCCUGAUUGCAGGCUUUUAUGAGGACGUCAGUGCUGUAGCCAAAGGCUGGAAGGAGAACCCAGUGGAGUUUGACUCUGUGUUUAAUGAGAGUAAACACACCUGGUGUUGGGGUAGUCCUGAUAUUUUGCCAAUGUUUGCCAAAGGUGCCAGUGGAGACCAUGUCUACACACAUACGUACCCUGCCGAGAGUGAAGACUUUGCCUCCAAGGAUGCCUCUAGACUGGACACUUGGGUCUUUGAUGAAGUAAAGGCUUUUUUCAGCUCUGCCAAAGGAAAUGAAAGCUUGCUGUCCAGACUGCAUGAGGAGAAGAAUGUAUUCUUCCUGCACCUGCUCGGGAUUGACACAAAUGGCCACGCCCACAGGCCCAUGUCAAGAGAAUAUUUGGAGAACAUUAUGCUUGUUGAUGACGGGAUAUCUGAAAUUGUGUCACUAAUGGAGGACUUCUUUGGAAAUGAUGGACAAACAGCAUAUGUAUUCACAUCUGACCACGGCAUGACCAACUGGGGGUCUCAUGGUGCAGGCCACGCGUCUGAGACGCUGACCCCUCUGGUGGCGUGGGGUGCCGGGAUACAGACAGCGCAAAGGGCCACCACACACCCCUACGAGGACCAGUACCAGCACGAAUGGAAACUUGACACGUUAAGAAGAGUGGAUGUCAAUCAGGCAGAUAUAGCCCCCCUAAUGUCAUCACUCAUCGGAGUCCCCAUCCCACUCAAUUCUGUGGGUGUAUUGCCGUUAGACUUCCUCAACAACAGUCAGCACUUCAAGGCAGAAAGCAUGUAUGCAAACUCCAUUCAGAUACUGGAACAGUUCAAGGUCAAGAUGACCCAGAAGGAGGAGACCACUCUCCCCUUUCUGUUCACUCCGUUCCCGCAUUUGACUGAGUCGAAACAGCAGGACUUUUUGCGUCAUGCAAAAUCACUGAUUCACAGAGGCCUGUACGAUGAAGCGAUACUGGUGUGUAUGCAGAUGAUCACUCAGGCCAUGGAGGGCUUGUCCUACUACCACACGUAUGACCGCUUCUUCCUGGGCUGCAGCGUGGUGCUCGGCUUUGUGGGCUGGACCUCGUAUGUGGUGCUGGUCAUCCUGAAGACUCACGCCAGCCUACGCAAACCCCCCGGCAACAGAGACCUGAUGUCUGAUCGGGGCCUUGGGCGAGUGUUUCUCUGCGUGGGUCUGGUCAUCACAGUGUUCCUGCUGGUCCAAGCUAGCCCCUGCACCUACUACGUCUACUGCCUGCUGCCAGUUCCAGUGUGGUACUCUGUUAUCAAAGAGAUUGGAACUCUCUUAGACCUGGCACAGUCCGCCCCCUCUCUGCCCCUGUGCAAGUGUUUUGGAUAUUUUGUGCUGGUUACAUUCGGGAUUGAAUUGCUGGUGUUGAGCUUUUUCUACCGAGCUGUGCUGAGCUUUGGGCUCCUGGUGCUGUCUCUCUGGCCUGUCGCCUCUGGCCUGUACUUCAAAGCGAAGACGAGAUCUCUGACCUGGGUCCUCAGCUGUCUGUGUCUGGCCAUGUUUCCCCUCAUGCCCGUGGUGGGGCGCGAGUCAAACGUCCAUUUUGUGACGUGUGCUGCGGCUCUCACACUCUUUAACACACUAUCCUACCUGCUGUCCACCCGACGGCUCUCCCCGCUCCCUCACAAGGACAAGCAGCUGUUCGUCGCUCAGAUGGUCCACGUGGUGCUGUGUGCUUAUGUCCUGACCAGCACACACUCCAGUCUCCAGCAGAAGCAGGGUCUGCCUCUGUUUAAUCAGCUGGUGAGCUGGACCACGCUAGUGGUGUCGCUGCUGGUGCCUCUGCUGAGCUCCACGCGUCUGUUCCACCGGCUCAUGAGCAUCCUGCUCUCCCUGGUGCCCACCUACCUGCUCCUGAGUACCGGAUAUGAAGCUUUGUUUCCUCCAGUGCUGUCGUGGCUGAUGUUCGUGUGGAUCAACAUUGAGCAGGAAGCCAUGACCACCGGGACACUCAGCAAGACUGAGCUCUUCAGAAUAGACUUUUCAGAAAACAUCGACAUCACCAAGAUUAGACAGCUGAAACUGGACGAUAUCAGAAGAUCCUACUUUUUUGUGUUUUUCAUCAUCACAGCUUUCUUUGGAACGGGCAACAUCGCCUCGAUCAACAGCUUCGACCCAGCGUCUGUGUACUGCUUCCUCACUGUCUUUAACCCCUUUGUCAUGGGAGGCCUCAUGAUGUGGAAGGUUUUGAUUCCAUUUGUGAUCGUGAUGUGUACAUUUGAAACCAUUCAGGUGUCAACUCAGCUUUCCUCUAGAAGCUUGUUCCUACUCGUGCUGGUCAUCUCAGACAUGAUGGCUUUGCACUUCUUUUUCCUGGUGAAAGAUUAUGGAAGUUGGCUUGACAUUGGCACCAGUAUCAGCCACUAUGUGAUAGUGAUGUCCAUGACCAUUUUCCUGAUGCUUUUGAGUAUCAUGACGCACAUCCUGACCUCCAAGAGGGUGUUCCUGGGAAAGAAGAUGAAGGUGCACUUCAAAUGAGCUGACUAGCGCUCCGCUGGCUGUCUACCAGAGUUUACAUGCAGACACUGUCUGUGGGUUUUUGAACAUUCGAACAUACUGUAAAAUUCCGUUUCACAAAAAUUGAUGGUUCUAAAAUUCUAUGUUGAAUUCAAUGAACCCAGAAAUUCUUUAGAACUUUAAUUUCCCAACAUUCCCGUCACACCGGCGUGACGGACACCUUUAAGGGUUAACAGGUGUUACGUGGCGGCCACGGCGGCCAGCUGACAGAGAGCCACUGUUCGCUGGCGUCGUGCUCAGGCGGAAACCAACGCUAUUCUGAGCAGGCCCCCAAGGGAUGGUGUUGGCGAGGCACAUUUCCAAACAGAACGUUUCUACUAGGCCUGUGUGCACUAUCUGUGUAGAUGAGUUGUAUUCAUCUAGCCCUAGCCUUUGAAAGCCUUUUAACUUAUUGUGUUCUUUUAGAAGGAUUUCCAUAGUGGUAAUGGUAUUUUGAUUACAUGAUUAGGUAUCCUGACGUAUUUAUACUGGCAACUGAGGGAAAAAGUGAUAUUAAUUUUGCACUGUACUGUGACAUAUUAUUCAUCAAAAAUACUAUUGAAAAGGUGUAAUACAGUUACUUACUACAGUUAGUUCCAUGUGACUUAAAGGAUGGGGAUAAAACUACUAGACAGCUUGCCUGGACAGUUAAGGCCUUAUUUACAAUCAUUUCAGAUUGUUGUAUUAAGGACCCUGUGUGUGUGUGUGUGUGUGUAUGUCAAUAAAAUCAUUGGAUUAUAUUGGAAUCUAAUGUUGAUCUAA